This is a messenger RNA of Drosophila serrata, 7785 nucleotides long. It is a transcript of the gene cic, whose product is annotated as Putative transcription factor capicua. Lineage: Eukaryota; Metazoa; Arthropoda; Insecta; Diptera; Drosophilidae. The record is from RefSeq and is a predicted model, not a curated record. Gene Ontology annotation, biological process: regulation of transcription by RNA polymerase II. Gene Ontology annotation, cellular component: nucleus. Gene Ontology annotation, molecular function: DNA-binding transcription factor activity, RNA polymerase II-specific; RNA polymerase II transcription regulatory region sequence-specific DNA binding.
GAAGGAUGCUGCUGAUGUCACCGCCGUUGAGGCGCUGAAGGAUACCCAGUUCCAGUCCCAAUCCCAGCCCCAAUCCUAUCCAGGACAAGCCACACACAUGUUGCUGCCACAACAAAGAUGCUCAGUGCUGCGAAUGCGACUGCAACACCGACCCAUGCAGCAGCAGCAGCCGCGAUUGCCGCAGCCGAGACUUAUGUCAUAACAAACAAACAUCAGCAACACCCGCAACAACAGCAGCAGCAACAACAACAACAACAAGUCUUAGUUGUUGCCGCCAACAAAAUGGUGAUACCAGCAACGGGAGCAACAAUCGCCGGUAUACCAACAGCAACAACCACAGCAGCCGCCGAAACAACAGCUUCACAGCAGCAGCAGCAACAACAACAGCAUCAGCAACAGCAGCAGCAGCAUGUCUUGUUCCAGCCGCACCUACAAACAACAGCAACAGCAGCAACCAGCACACCUCAGCAACAGCAACCACCUCAGCCGCGUCAGCAUCCCAAGAAGCGAAAAUUCGAUCCAGCCGAGCUGGACAAACCAGAGCAGCAUCCCCAACAGCAGCAGCAUCAGCAGCAGCAACUGAGCGUGCAGAAGCAGCAGAAACCCGCCGAUACCAAUGGCAAUAGCGAUGGCCUGGCCAACGGCAAUGUUGCUGCUGUGCAGCAACAUCAGCUGCAUCGCAUGAUCGUGAGUUGCGGUGCAGGCGCCAGCAACAACAAUAGCAACAGCAGCGAUAACAAGCAGCAGCAGCAGCAACAGCAACGUAUUAUCAUUGCAUCCCCGCUGCAACAUGCCAGCAGUAGUACUUACAAGCAACAUGUUGCAGGCAGUAGCAGCAGCAGCAACAAUAGUCACGCAGCCACAAUCAAUCAUCAGCAACGCACACACACGCCCACAACUGCCGUCUACUACCAACAACAACAACAACAACAGCAGCAGCAUCAACAGCAAUCACGUUUUAGCUUUAACUCACACAAUCAGCAACAUGCACAGGAACAACACCAGCAGCAACAGCAGCAGCAGCAACAGCAGCAGCAGCAGCAAUCCCUGCUCGAUCUCAGCGAGUGGAAUAACACACGUGUCCUAGCCAAAAUCCAUAACCACUAUGCCCCCGGGAUUAUCCGGCAAGUGCAGGAGGCCAGUCCCGAUUCAAUACUCGUGGAAUUCGAUUCCGCCGAUUUGGGGCUGCUGCUAUAUCCGGAUGUGCUGCACCAGGGCCGCAACCAUGUGAUACUCGAUGCCAGCCCGCCCAUGGCGGAUAUUACUGUGGACGCCCGUGUCUGUGUGCGGCAACGGAUGGAGGGGCGUGGCUCCGGCAGCUUCGUCUAUGUAGAGGGCGUCAUAACGGACAUCAAUCAGGCCACGAAGCAAUACAGCGUGCAGUUGAUCGGCGACGAAUUGGCCACCACCAAGGUUGUGCGUCGUGCUGAUCUGCGUCUCCUUCAGCCGCCCUGGUGGGAUGAGCUCAACGAACUGACACCUUCGGGUGGAGCAACUGCCCCGACAGCUGGGAAUGGCAAACGGAAGGUGUCCGCAGGAGGAGCAGCUGUUGGCGAAGCGAUGACCGUGCCCAGUGGCAACAUUGUGUACCCCAAGGCGGCAACCGGAGCGCCUCUGACCUUCGUGGCUACGCGCUACGACGGUAAGCUGCCCACGGCACCACCCACGCCCACCCACCAGCAACCGCACCAGCAGAACCUUGUGAAACAAGAAGAGUAUUAUCGGACCACGGCCACGUCGCCGUUCCAGACGCGUCCCCCAAUGGCCGGCCAGGCGCAUAUAGCUGAGCAGGCAUCACAGUCGCAGUCGCAGUUGCUACCCCAUCCUCAGCAGACCAAUGGCCUGCCGGACAUCGUGAUCUCCCCGGGCAGUAAUGGGCAGCAUCUUAAGAUGCAGCAGCAACAACAGCAGCAGCAGCAGCAACAGCAGUCGUCACGAGGCUACGACGACUACGACUCGGAUGAUGAGCUGAAGCGGGUCGGCAUUGGCUACUCGCCAGCGACUGGCGACCUGGACACGGAGAAGAUGAGCACCUGCAGCAAGCGGAGCAGCAUGCAAAGCCGCGGCAGCACGUCCAGUCUACUCGACCAGAGGCUCACACCACGAUCUCAUCCAGCAACCCCAAGCACUGUCAUCCUCCACAGAUCUCAGGCCACCACGCCGCAUCGCUUCAAGAAGGGCGACAUUGUGGAGUCGGAGUCCGGCGUGCGCAAAAAGUACAAUGGGAAGCAGUGGCGCCGCCUGUGCAUGCUCUGCUCCAAGGAAUCUCAGCGGCGGGGCUUCUGCUCGCGACACCUUAACCAGAAGGGUAACAACAGUACCCUGCCCUCGUCCACGGGUCCGGGUCGUUUGCAUAGUGACAGCCGAUCGAGCAGUAAGACGCAGAUAGACGAGGACACAUCGCGUGACUCGGAGACGUCGCCCAACUACCGGGUCAAGGGUCGCUACGAUCAGGAGGAGACCGAUGCGGCCGUCAUGCUGGUGUCACUGAGCAGCUCCCGAUCCGCCACGCCGUCGUACGCAUCACCGGUGAACCACGCCGGAGCCUCUCCGUUGAACGCCAUCGCCCAUUCGCCGGUCAAUGUGUCCGCCACUCAUAGGCAGAACUUUUUCACGCCCAUCGCCAACCAGUCGCAGCAAUCCCAACAGCAGCAGCAGCAGCAGCAGCAACCGGUGGGCACUGUUUCCCUGGAGGGCAAGUGGAAGGCGACACCCAGUCCGGUGCUCUAUAAUGCCAACAACAACGGCAGUGCCAGUAAUAACAACAACAAUGGCUGGGAGACGAGCAGCAGCAAUACAGGAGGAGCAGGCGCAGGUGGUGCACCUGGACCGCAGCAGCCAUUGCCGCCGCAAACGACGCCGGUGUCGCUGGUUAUGCACGCUCCGCCGCCGCACCACCAAGUGCAGCAGCAGCAGCAGCAGCAGCAACACCAGCUCCACCAACCGCCGCCGCCGCCACCUGCCGCUCACCUCAACGCCAGCCUGCCAGCGCCAUCAGCUCCGCAUAUCGGUAGCAGCAGCAGCAGCAUGGGUCAUGCCACCAGCGUCAUACGCAUCUCCAGCAGUCAGCAUCAGCACCAGCCACAACAGCAGCAGCCACAGCAGCAGCAUCCCCAUGUGGUAGUGUCCGGCGGACAGACGUUCCAUCCCGUGAUCGUGGAUGCCUCGCAGCUGACGGUACAGCCCAUGCCGCCCACCACGGUUUCAUUUCAUCAGCCCAACACGCCCACCACAUCAGUAGCCGCGACAGUUGCACCCUUGGGUCAGGAGAAGGUGUUGCCAAAAAACGGCUACAAUGCGCCUAGCCAUCCCUGGUACAAGCUGCUUCCCCAGAUGCCGCCCAUGACCAAGCCGCCGGCAGUGUCGGUUGCCCAAGCCUCGACCACUGCGGCCAGCAGCUACAGCGUUGUGAUGAUGCAGCAGCAACACCAACAGCAGCAGCAACAGCAGCAAUCAUCACCGCAGAUGCCUCUGACCCACAAUAAUAACCAUCUGACUGUGCCCGCUCCAAUAUGCUCACCGGGCAAGCCGCUCAACUGUUCCAUGAACGAUGCCAAGGCAGCGGCAGCAGCUGCCGCAGCAGCAGCAGCCAGUCAUCAUCAUCAGCAGCAACAACAGCAGCAACAGGAGGAGCAGUUGGACGAACAGCUCGACGACGAUGUGUUCGAGGCGACACCCACCAGCAGCAGCAACAAGAAGCCAACUGCAGCCAUGCGACUGCCAACGUAUAAUAGCAACAUUCGUAAGCUGGAGGAGUGCCAUGACGCGAGCGAUGGAGCAGCCGGUGCGCCAGUUACCUCGGCUGCCAAGCGCAGAAGCCAAUCGCUGAGCGCCUUGCAGCAACAACAACAACAACAGCAGCAGCAACAGCAGGCAGGAGCAGCGGCUGGACAACCGGCGAACAAGAAGAUCCGUCGUCCAAUGAACGCCUUCAUGAUAUUCUCGAAGAAGCAUCGCAAGAUGGUGCACAAGAAGCACCCAAAUCAGGAUAACCGAACAGUUAGUAAGAUUCUGGGUGAGUGGUGGUAUGCCCUAAAGCCAGAGCAGAAAGCACAGUACCACGAAUUGGCCAGCUCCGUGAAGGAUGCACAUUUUAAGCAGCACCCAGAGUGGAAAUGGUGCUCCAAGGACCGUCGCAAAUCAUCAACUUCGACGGCUGCGACAGGAGGCAAGGCUGGUGGGGCAGCUGGAUCGGGAGAUGCCAAGCAGCGCCUGGUCUCGGUGGAUGGUUCUGAUUCCCUGGAGCACGACAUGUGCCCCACGACCCCCGGUGGCAGCGGUAGCUGCGGUGGCCAAGGCAUUUCCUCUGAUCUCCAAGGCGACAUUAUACCGCUAACAAUCGAUAACUAUAACAGCACUUGUGAUGAAGCGCCAACCACCAUUUCGCUAAAGGGCAACGGAAAACUCCUGAAGAACGAGUUGCCCUCGGACGAGGAUGAGCAGAUGCUGGUGGUUGAGGAGGAGCCAGCACAGCAUCAGCCCGCUAAGAAGCUGGACCUGCAUUGCCGGGAGCGAGUCAACGAUUCGGACAUGGACGAGGCGCCGUUCGACUACCGCAAGCAGCAGACAGACGCAGAUCAGCGUUCGGCUGAGGAGCCCAAUACGUCCGGUGCCAACGGCCAGGCCAUGAGUGCACCACUAUCCAGCGGAAGUGGUGGAGAGCGUGAGAUUACACUCAAACCGAAGGCCAUCAAGGCCCAUCCGGUGCUGGAGAGCACCAUUCUGCCAUACCCACAGAUGUCCAUCUACACGCAGUACACUAGUCCCAAGAAUCCAAUCGGUGUAACACCAUUCCAACCCACAGGCGGCGCCUUUAAGUCAAUGCCAAUUAGCCCCAAGGGCAGCGGCAGCAAGCCAGAGGAUGCUGCAGGCCUGCAGUCACAUAUCAAGCAGGAGGACAUCAAGCAGGAGCCACCGUCGCCCUACAAGCUAAAUGGCAGUGGAUCUGCAUCUGGCGGAGGAGGUGUGCUCAGCGCUCAUCCGCCAAGUAGCGGCAGUGUCUUUAACUUUAAUGUGCCAACAGCGACGGCUUUGAGUCAGAAGCAGUUCCACUACCACAUGCAUCAUCCCCAUCGCAGUCCCACUGACUUGAGAGCUGCACAUCAGGCGUGUGUGCCAUCGUCGCCGGCUGGGAUGGGACUGGGACAUGCGGCUAACAUUGCCACGCCCCCAGCAUCAGCGCCGGCCCAGAUCAUGGCAGGGGGACCAGCGGCAGGCCAAAAGAUGUUCUUCGCCAUGAGCAGUCCGUACUCAAUGAUGCAGCGCCAUACGCCGGGCACCCCCAGUCUGGAGCAACUCCAACUGGACGCCUUUCCGCCGGGCAGUUACAUCUUUAAGAACCACAACGGCCUGGCCUCCCUGCCUCCGCCCGUUAGCGCGCAGCCCACGAUGCUGUUGCAUGGCUACACGCCCAGUCACAGCGCUGAGCCGCCGGCCAGCUCACCCUCGUACAAGUCGAUGCCCUCCACACCCAAAUCGGCCACGUAUUUGAUGAGUGCACCGCCCCUGGAAAGAGGAGGCAUGGAAGGAGGCGCAGGCAUGGGAAAUGCAGCAGCAACAAGUGGAGGCGAUGAGAGCGAUAUGGAUGCCGAUGGUCAGCAGUUUAUUUUGGCACCUACACCUGCUCAACUGGGACGAGCACCCUUACAGCGGCGCAAGAAUCUAUCCCAAAGCAAGUCGGAGAACAAUGUGUCCUUUGGCUCUAAUCUGGGGGCCAGCAAUGGUCAGCACAUCAGUCGUAAACUGCACUCGCCCACAAUGAUGGAUGCGUCGUCGCCGAUCAUUGGGCAUGUGAAUAGCAGCAGUCUCAGCUCGGCACUGCCCACGCCCACCUCAUCGACCACGACGCCGAAUAGCGAUGAGCAACUGCCUCUUACACCAACCACUAGCAACAGCAACAGCACGAACAACAAUCACCAGCCCAAAUCCCCGAUGAAGGGUGCAGCAGGAUCAGCAGCAGCGGCCGCCCUCAAAAAGAAGAACGAUGAAAUGAACGACAGCGUGCUCAAGCAGGUGGACUUUGAGAAGAAAUACAAGGCCCUGCCGCAAUUCCAGCCGGAGGAUUGUCAGUCACCCAGUGCCAUUGCUGUGCCCUCUUCGCCGCGCGUUUAUGGCACAAAUUAUCGCAAAAAGAACUCUGCAGCGCCGCCAGUACAGAAGCUACUGAGUGAAGACGAUUCCAUUGACGAACCAGCCUCGGCACCGCCAACCACCACACAACGUUUCUUUGGCCCAGACUUUUCCAACGAGCUAAAAGAUGAACGCCUUGCAGAACUGGACAGUUCCGAUCAAACAGGCCGCUCGCCCAGAACGCCAAAGACGCCACUGCAGAGCGCCCGGUCGGAUGCCAGCGAGAAGGGACAUCGCAAAGUGUUGGAGACGCGCCGUCAUCUGGUUAUGCAACUAUUUGCGGUACAUGGUAACUUCCCCAGUGCCCAGGCCACCAUAGCCUUUCAGACCAAGCACAUUGCUGUCUUUCCUCGCAAGCAAGAUCUGCAGCUAAAGAUACGCGAGGUGCGCCAGAGGCUUCUGGGCACUCCACAUUCGGCGGGGCCCAACACGCCGGCGGACUCCAACUCGUCGUCGACCACACUGAGUGCCAGUAGCACUGGACUGAAUAAUGUGCAGUCAGCCAAUGCUCCUCCCAAUGCGACAGGUGGACACCAGCAACAACAGCACUCGGAGCAGCUGCAUUCUGAUGCCAAGUACAAGUAAGGGAUCAUUGAGGAGGAGGAGCAAGCAUGGGACAAGACAACAGAUACAAAUGAUUAGCUGCAAGUGACCAAAUUACUUAAGAAUAGUAAGCGAAUCGACAGGAACAACAAUUGCAGCAACUCAACAUCAACACACACACCACAAGCAACAUGAAAUGAGAUACAAGCAAGAGCUCACACUUGGCUUCAGCUCAUCAUGCAUCCGAUGCAUGGUUAACUAGUUUUUAUUAUUAAUUGCAACAUUAAAUUAAAGUAGCGAGCGGCGAGAAAAGGGAGAAAGAAGAUUACAAAUUUUAAAUUACAAUAGGCAUAUACAAUAUAUAUAUACAUGUAAUUUGUGAGUAUAUAAUGAGAAACUGAUUACGAAUGAAUUUAUUAAGCAGCUUAAUAAAUCAGGAGCAACCACAAAUGCAGAGCUGACAGGUAGAAACUUUGAAGAGAAUUGGAACUUUUGAAGCACACAUAUGAAGUACAGUAAACAAAAUAACAGAAACAGAAACAAAACUAAAAAAGAAAACAAAACAUGCAUACAUAAUGGAAACAUUGUAUAAUCCUCCGCGUAACGGCUUAGGUUUUAAUUUACAGGCAAAAACUACAACUUACAAAAUUGAAGAAAGAGCGACGGAAAUAGAGGUUAAGCUUUAACUUAAAUUGCACAUUAAUUUUGAAGUGUAUUAAGCACAAGCAAAGAAUUGUAUAAAAAAAAAAAAAACAGAAACAAAACAGUAAGAAACUUGAAAUGAAUACUGUGUAGUUGUAUUGUAUAUUUAGUCAUAACAUUUUAAAAGUGAACAAAUCCCUCAAAAAACGCCCUACACCCCCCUUCCCCAACACACAUCUUAAUGCUUUUAAACUGUUUGCUUUUGUUCUCAAACUAACAAGUGAGAUGGAGAACGAAACCUUUUUAAAUUGUAUGUACAUUUCCUUUAAUUGGCUUUUUACACUGUUGUCUAAUUGAAUUAUAAUUUAUAUAUAUAUAUAUUUUUAUUAUUGAUAUAUCUUAGAAUAGCCUGUUUUUAAAUUGUACACACAAACACACACACCGAAAAAUAAACUUCGAAUGAGAAAUUAA